This is a messenger RNA of Scleropages formosus (Asian bonytongue), 2352 nucleotides long. RefSeq names its product GTPase IMAP family member 8-like. The transcript is spliced from 4 exons. Bases 1 to 2352 code for a protein of 783 amino acids. Gene Ontology annotation, molecular function: GTP binding. Lineage: Eukaryota; Metazoa; Chordata; Actinopteri; Osteoglossiformes; Osteoglossidae. The record is from RefSeq and is a predicted model, not a curated record.
AUGAUGACAGACGGAAAGGAUCAUGAUAUUACACUGGUUCUACUGGGCAGGAGAGGGUCAGGGAAGAGCUCCUGUGGAAACACCAUACUGGGCAGCGAGGUGUUCCAGUCAUUCUUGAGCACCACAGCAGUGACCACAGAGUGUGCGAAACACAGCACACACAUCCAGGGGAGAAAGGUCACUGUCAUCGACACCCCAGACUUCUUUGGUGACUUCCUUCCUGAUCCUGAUUUCCACGUGAAGAAAUGUAUCUCCAUGGUAGGACAAGAGUCCAGUGUUUUCCUCUUGGUCAUACAGCUGGGUCUGCUUACAGUGGAAGAAAAGAAAACCGUCAAGCAGAUCAAACGUACUUUCGGUAAAAUUGCUAAACGGAGCAUAAUAAUCGUGUUCAGUUAUGGAGACCAACUUCAGGUUCCCAUUAGGGACUAUCUGAAGAAAAAGCAGCCCCAACUGAAAGAUAUUGUGAGUGAAUGUGGUAAAAGGUACCAUGUGUUCAACAACACUGACACCAGUAGUGACACACAGGUCAUCGAACUGCUGGAGAAGAUAGACAGCAUGUUGGCUGAUGGCAAGACAGCAUCCAAAAGACACAAAUCAAAGGCAGAAGAAAGUGGCCACAAAUUUUACUUCAACUCUCCAGGCAAAAAGGUAGAAUGUGAAAGAAAAAGUACAGAUUUAAAAGAUUCCUCUUUUUCUGAGAAUAUGGAAGCUGCAAUGCUACAAGAUAGAAGAAGCAAUUCAGAUAUACCAGAAGCACAAAAAAAUGUAAACGAGGUCCAGUAUGGUAACAGCGUGAAGGAAAAGAUGGUAGAAGGCAGAAGAUGUGACCCUGCAGAGGCAAAGGGGAGUAACAGGUAUGUCAGUCUGUCAAUGUGCACAACCAGCAUCAAAUACAGAGCACAUGAGAUGAUCAAAAGCAGCUCAAAAGCAAACAGAGUAACACAUGAAGUGAAACUGGUUCUACUGGGCAGGAGAGGGUCAGGGAAGAGCUCCUGUGGAAACACCAUUCUGGGCGCCAAGGUGUUCCAGUCAUUCCUGAGCACCACACCAGUGACCAGGGAGUGUGAGGAACACAGCACACACAUCCAGGGGCGAAAGGUCACUGUCAUCGACACCCCAGACUUCUUUGAUGACUUCCUUCCUGAUCCUGAUUUCCACGUGAAGAAAUGUAUCUCCAUGGUAGGACAAGAGUCCAGUGUUUUCCUCUUGGUCAUACAGUUGGGUCGCUUCACAGAAGGAGAGAAGAAGAUAGUGACACAGAUACAAGAAGUCUUUGGCUUCAGCAUCAUGCAGAACAUGAUUGUUCUGUUCAGUUACGGAGAUGACCUGGAGGGUGUUAUCAUUGAGGACUUUUUGAAACAGACUCAACCAGAGCUGAGGGACCUAGUAGAGAAAUGUGGGAAUAGGUACCAUGUAUUUAAUAACAGAGACACCAGUAGUGACACACAGGUGAUGGAUCUCCUGGGAAAGACUGAGGAGAUGCUGGAAAAUGAAGGAACUCAAAUUUUUUUUUCAGUCCAUAGACCUGCAGACAUGAAACUGGUUCUACUGGGCAGGAGAGGGUCAGGGAAGAGCUCCUGUGGAAACACCAUUCUGGGCGCCAAGGUGUUCCAGUCAUUCCUGAGCACCACACCAGUGACCAGGGAGUGUGAGGAACACAGCACACACAUCCAGGGGCGAAAGGUCACUGUCAUCGACACCCCAGACUUCUUUGGUGACUUCCUUCCUGAUCCUGAUUUCCACGUGAAGAAAUGUAUCUCCAUGGUAGGACAAGAGUCCAGUGUUUUCCUCUUGGUCAUACAGUUGGGUCGCUUCACAGAAGGGGAGAAGAAGAUAGUGACACAGAUACAAGAAGUCUUCAGUGUCAGUGUUACACAGAACAUGAUUGUUCUGUUCAGUUACGGAGAUGACCUGGAGGGUGUUACCACUGAGGACUUUUUGAAACAUGCUCAACCAGAGCUGAGGACCCUGGUGGAGAAAUGUGGGAACAGGUACCAUGUAUUUAAUAACAGAGACACCAGUAGUGACACACAGGUGACAGAACUUCUCCAGAAGGUCAACUGCAUGCUGAAUAGACCAAAAGAGGUGUCACUGAAAGAGAUAAACCAAAUUCGUACGAAUUCCUCCACCUGUGCUUUCAACGCAAAUGAUAGAAUCAGGGAUGAGAAAAGAUACAUCCCAGAAACACAGGAGACCUCUAUCGCUGUUCAGGACUUUAGCCAUGUUGUCAACAAGAUGGAUAUUGAGGAAACAUCUUCUACCGUUCCAGAAAUUAAAAGAAGACCCACAGAUGUCCAGAAACACAAAGAAGAAUACCAACUGGCCACGGCUCCAAAUAUGAUGACAGCGUAA